AUGGCGGAUCUAAAAGGCAGUGCACUGGUUAUUUUGGCCGAAGGUGCUGAAGAAAUGGAAGCAGUGAUCACCACAGACGUGCUUCGACGUGGGAAGGUAUCUUGGCGUAUGUAACCGCUUCUAAUAAGUUUGUAGGUGUGAUAUUUAUGGAAAAUGAGAAUGCAGUUCAUGAAGUACACACCUCAAAGUAUUGCCAAACAUAUAAGCUUAAUUAUUUGCAAGCUUAAUUAGGAAGACCUCGGAUAACAACAUAUAUGCCAACUGUCCCGGAUUAUCCGGAAGUCUCUCGGAUAUGGCACCGAUCUCCCACUAUCCCAUAUGGGUUACCAAAUCUCCCGGAUAACAUCAUCUUUUGCGCUUUUCUGUGCUUUAGUUUGAGAGUUAGCCCAUUUCCCUCUCCAAAUUUGAAUUUUUUUUAUUCGUAGUAGGGUUUCAGGGCAGUAUGCACUGAAAAAGAUUAUUUUGGCAUCAAAACGAUGAACGUGAAUUUUUAUAGUAUGUAACGUCAUGUAAGACUUCAAAUAAUGUCCAUAGCCAUUCCCAUUGGGGACUGGGUCAAUUUGUUGGGGGGGGGGGUCCGUUGAAAUUCGGGGGGGGGGGGGUGGGGAAAAAGAGACAGUCUCCAGAUUUUAGAUCUCCAGAGGUUGGCAUCGCAUCUCUGUAACAAUGACCUCAACCAGGUUGACGUCCAGCAAUUUUAGUGACAACAAGGGAUUGGGUGGGGUGUUCAGUCUCGUGGACUCAUAAAACCUGGUCAUGGUCAUUCUUAUUUAAGGAUUUUCACUUAGUUAAUUAAACUUACUUGAUUUAUCCGAUCCAGCCACCCAAAAGGUGGAUAUCACCAAAAACCAAAGAAAUCUCUAUCUGCUGGAUAGUUUAGUUGGUUUCCCUAAUACUUAUCUACUGGAUAGUGAUUUAUCCGGUGGAUAGCGCUUUCCAGGGUUUUAGGGGUAUCCAGUAGCUUUUGAAUGACUGCCAACUGUGCCCAGCAGUGAGUGGGUUGGUGGGUUGGUAGGUGUGGCUCUUUGGAUGCAAAAAAAGGACGGUAUUUAGGGGUCGGACUUCUGAUUGCAGUUAUUUCUCUUUUAGUUGAUGUCCUAUUGAUUGUCAGUUUUAUGUGAAAUUCACACAGCUUGAUGCAAGAAUGUUUAAAUGUAGCAUAUAUUUGAAUAUUUGUAAUGUAGUUGUUACAUAUUAAAGUUUUAAUUAACUUAACAAGUUAAAGAGUAUUUAUCAGAACGGUUUUAAUUUGUAGAUUUUGUUUCAGGUUAAGACAGUGGUUGGAGGUCUUGCUGGAGGUGAUGCUGUCACAUGCAGUCGAUAUGUUGUGGUCAUCAAACCAGAUAUGAGUUUAUUUAGAGGAUGCCAUUAAGCAGGUAGGAGGUAACAUGUAAAAAAAGGAAAAUUUGUCUUCUUUCUUAGAAAAAGAGUCAUUUAGAAGUUGCCUGGAAUUGUCUAAAACAGAAUACUUUCAGUCCAACCGGAAAAGUUUUGGGGAAACAAGUCCGCAUUUGAAGCUGGAUCAGUUGUCUGUUUUGGACCUGUCUUAAUCCAUUUGCCCCUGAAUCACCCUUAGCUGCCCCUGCAGAUUCCACAUCCCUUCUACUGCCUGUGACAUCCUCAGUUUUAAUGGCCAAGGACAACUUUGUCUGCUAACUUGUGCAGGGUGAAGAGAUCUUUCAAACCAUACCAGAAUGAGCGUGAUUCAGUCAAGGAGACUGGAGAAAAAGGCAAAAAAAACCAUGUAACAUUGACCCCAAAAUUUCCAUGAAAAUCCUGUUUCACCCACCUACCUUUCCUUUCAUCUAAUUCCAAAAUCCUAAAAGCUUUCCCAAAAACUAUUCCCAGCAAAGUAAAGCUUAAUAAAUUCCCAGCAAAAGAGAAAAAAAAAAUGGUGCAAGAAAAGACUCGUGAAUUUAUGAAGAGGAGAGGAAAACAAAUGCAAAGAAAAAGUAAAGACUGUUGUGUCACUUUUCAACCCAAAAAAUUUUGCUUUCUGCGCAUGCUCAAACUUCGCAAGCUAACAUUUUGCAUCUGGAUCAGAAGGCCAGAAAGGCUAUGACCUGUAAACAGCUUUGUGGUAUAAGUUUUGCAUUAGCUCUUUAUACAUGUAGUCAGACAAUGACUAGAAAACUGCUCAACCAGCUUCCAAACGCUUUUUUUGGCAAAAUCCCCAGGAGUGAAUGGGUGAUCACAUUAACGGUGCCAUUCUAUAACUAUUUUUUAAAUUGUUGACUAUUCCCUUUAUAAAGACCAAAACUUUUGGAAAUUCAAAUUGAAAUUGAAAAUCAGUUUUUUUUGACAUUGUGUAGACAGCUCAUAAGGAACAUGGAAUGCAAGAUGAACAAUGCUUGAAAGGGAGAACACAGCAAGGGAAGAGGGAAUGCUUGUUUGAUAGAAAAAAGUUUUACUUUUAUUUUUAGGGUCCAUAUGAUGCUGUUAUUUUGCCUGGUGGAUUAGGAGGAUCUAACAACCUUGCUAAGGUAUUUAUAUUUUUUAAUUCUAAAUGAAAAUUUUGAGAGCUGAUGAGAGGCAAAGGCUUAAUUACUUUAAUUCUGUAUGAUUUACAGUCUGUGAAAGUUAAAGAGAUCGAUUCUCCAGGAACAAGAGCAAAGUGGAAGAAUAAUUGGAGCAAUUUGUGCUGGUAAAGAAAAUUUACUGUCAUAAAAGGCCUAGGUGUAAACUCUGGAAAACUGGUCCUUUUUUUGUUUUUCUUCUUUUUAAUGUACUUGAAACAUCUAGAGAAUGAUCUGUCAAGAUUUUAUUAGUAACAUUCUGAAAAUCGUAAUCAAGUUGAAAAAUUCUUACGAUUAAAAUUUGCCAGGGUUUUUCACUCUCUGAGUUUGAGAUGACUUGAAUCUGAUACGAGCCAGAUAGCAGCAAUUUGUUUAAUUGUGCAAGUGAUCACAAAAAUGUUUUUAAAGGCCCAUGGGGAUGCCUUUAAUACAAUGUACUUUGCUGUCAGGCUCAGCUUAACAAUUUUUAGAUGUAUCCUUAAAUCUUAUGAGGCUCCCUUAGUCUAACUGCAUUAUGGAGUUAGACGUCUACAACCUUUCUGAGAUUGGGAAUGAUAAGAUUGCAGCUGGAACUAUUCAGAACUGGAACAAUCUUACCAGGUAGAGUGAUUUUCGUAUGACCUUGAAAAAUGGUUUUGGUAAGUGUUUGUUAUUUACCUUAUCCGCCAAAGAAAACCGUACUAUGGAGAAGGCAUUGUUCAAUUAUUGGUCAAUUGUGUUGCAAUAUGACGUCAAAGUGAAGUAUCGACUGAUUUAAAGAAAGUUCUUUGGGCAUGAAUUUUUUUCAGCCGAGUGUUCGGUUAACCAGCCAAAAGCCACGCACAUUUGUUCACUUGUUUUCAUUUCAAUUUCAAACAAAAAUCACUCUUACCCUAACACUGUUGCAGGUGGCUAGUGGGCAAGCCCGCCUCUAAGUAUGAUAAUUGAAGCCUAAUUAAUAAUCCAUAAAAUAAUGCAAAAGGUAUUUUGAUCAGCACUACUAUAGCUAAAGCUUGUUGCCUUAGGGUGCUUUUUCUAUUCCGGUUAUCAGUGUUCUCCUUAUCAGGUGGUAACUGGUAAAAUUUACCCCUUGAAGCAACACUUCUUACCGCCUGCAACUGCUUUAAGUGUUACUAUAAUUAAACAUAAAUAAGUUGUCUCAAAAAACAUGCAAGUUGUACGUGAUCCAAGCCAAUCCUCACAAGUAAAGGAAGUAAAUGCGGAAAAACAAAAAGUAUACACAGCUAUUCUCUCUGAUUACUUAAUAAUAUUUAAAUGCUAACUGGUACCUUUCAAAGCACUGCAGGCUAACAAUUUUUUCAUGGGUUCCUGUCCCAAUUCUAGAAUAUUUUCUCGACCAGUAGGAAAAGUUCACGUCUCCCGCGACUUUGUGUUACUAAAUUAACCCUCUAGCGGUAAAUGCAGGCUUCAUUCAUAAAAUUCUUUGUUUUGAGGUGUUAAAAGUACUUUUCAGUCAAUUGAUUGACAGGAUGCUCAAAAAUAAAAGUCUUAAUGAAUGAAAAUUCUCUCCCCCUCCGCCAUGAGAGUGCGCCUCUGGUGCAUAUUUUUGGUCUUACUGGUCAAAAAUGUUUUUUAACUUGCUGAGCUAAAAUUUAGGGAGAACACUGGGUUAUGAGCCCGUCCUUUUAUAAGCCCUCCUAAGAUGUAAAAGCCCCUGGCUUAUAAGUGCAGUUCAUGUUACAUGUAUGUCUUAAGUCGACAUAAGACCAGUGCAGUCAACUCUCCCGGAUAAUCCGGGAGACCCCCGAUUUUGAACCGUUUCUCCCGGUCUCUAGAUUCGACUUUCUGUCAAUGAAGUUUAAAAUAUUUUGCAUUGUUUGAGCUAUUUUAACUUUUAUCAUUGAACGUUUCCUCAGAAAGCAUAGUAUGCCAUUGUAAUAUUUAAGCAAUAAUGUGAUUGGUGGAGGGGGAAGUAAACCAAUCAAGUACAAAUGUUACAAUUCCAACAACAUCUUUUUUGCAUGUUUUAUUGCCCAAAUGACGUCAUGUUUCAUGCAUUAUGACAUCACCUAUUAUCCCUUCCCUGUCAAUUCUCAAUAUUUGAAGAUGUCAGGGGUUGACAGCCCUGUAAGACUGAGUCUACUAUUUUGCUUUUCAUAUCUUAAUAGUACAGAAUAUAACGCAGUAACUUUUGUUUUCAUUGUUUUGUGGAACACCUAGUCUCCCUCGCAGCCGUUUUUUGGGAGCAUUGCGUGACAUCCAAAAAACGGCUACGAGGGAGACUAUGGAACACCUCGAGGUCUGAAACUGAAGAAAAUGUAGGUCCUAGUUCAAGCCUUGUUGUCAUACUUUUUCCUUAGACAAAAAACUUUGCUCCACUUUAUAUCUCAGGGGGAGGGUGCAGGGGAUACGCACCCCCCCCUGAGAUGACCUGCGGUUUUCUAAUACAACUGGUAUUCUGCAAAAAAAAAACUAUGUGGUUUAUUGGUGUUGAAGUAGAGCAAGAAACAAGUGCACCCCCUCCUAAAAAAAAUCCUGGAUCUGCCCCUGUAUCUCUUCACCCAAGUGUAUAACUAGGUACCAGCGACUUGGUGUGAUGGACUAACAUCCUAUUCAGAGGGGAGAGGGUGGUAGAAAUAUUUCCAGCUGCUUAGUUUUGCCAUGGAAAAUGGAAUAAGCUCCGUGCUGAUGAGCAAUUUGGUUUGUAUGCAGACUUUAACCUAAACCUUUGUUUCAUACUGCAGCCCCAACUGCUCUUCAUACUCAUGGAAUUGCUAAAGAAAAGAUUGUCACAUCACAUCCUUCUGUCAAAGAUAAACUGGAUCAGGUAUGAUUUCACAUGACUGCAUACAUUUUUCAUUCUAAAUUGAAAAAUAAACAAAUAUUUGUGUAGCCUGCAUAUUUUUUGUAAAAAGCUAAAACUGGCAUGUCCCUUAGAAAAAAUUCUACCCUGCAAAAACCCUGUGAGAGCCCUGUAAAAUCCUGUUUCCAGCCCUGUUUACGUUAUUUCAGAGCUGUAAACUGGCUGUAACAGGGCUGUGACACAGCUGCAACUUACUUGAGUUAAAACAAGUGGAGCUGUGACAGGGCUGUAAAAGUGUACAUAGUUAAGUAUAACAAGCCUGUUACAUGGCUGUGAAAAUAUCCAGUUACCGUAACAGGGUUAAGACAGGGCUACCUAAUAAUGUAGAAGAACUAGGACAGGGAUGCAGAAUGGCUGUGUUAGGUACAUUUGACAGUAACCGGGUUACUGCAGAGCUGUGAGAAGUCUAUUUCUGUUCACACAAUGGAUAAUAAUCAAAGGGCAGUAACAAUGUAGCCAAGUAUGCUAAACUCCAUAAAUCAGUAGAAAGAUGGCAAUAUUUUUCUAAAGUCUAAAAGUGUUAAAAGGUGCGAGGGUCAGCUAGAUCAUUUAUAACAAAUAAAACGAAAAGAACUUGGUGAAAAUGGUAUCGCGAAAUCAUCAAACACGAUUAUUGUACACCUUUUAAUAUGCUGUUUUUGGUUUUGUUUGGAUUUCCUUCGUUUUUUCUUUUUUUUCAUUGAUACUAACAUUAAUUAAUUCCUGAUUUCGUGGCUACCUUUGUAGUUUGAAGUUGCUUUCUUUAUAUUUAUAUAUUUUACUUUUAUCUCAUGUUAAAAACGAAGACCUUCUUAUGAUCAACUUACCACUUUUACAAACACCUAUUACAUCAGCUCCUGUUCUUCCUGUUCUUUUAAAUAAAAAAAACCGCCGAAACUUAAUUAGUUUUUACAGUACUAAAAAUGAAAGACUUUUAGAUCACUUCAAUUUGUUUUCUUGCGUGAGAGACCUCUGCAAGCAUGGAAUUAAAUUCUUUAUCGAGGGAACUUCAAUAAUUAUCUUCAUUCCAUGACAGACACGCCAUCGGUAAUUCCCUGGAGAAAUCCAAGACCUUAAUCUUAUUGGUCAGCACUGUUACCGGAAGAUCGUGUUACACAUCUCCAUUCCUGAAACAACUUACGAUCAUUUGAAUCAAGGUGAAAAUAUUCACACGUUUUCUAGUGCAUCCAGUUUGGAUUCAAAAAGGCUGUAGAGCGUUUUUUGCUGCUUUUGAAGCAGAGAGUGAAAAAGUAUUAGCAAAAAAAUAAUUGUGCUUUGACCAGCUCUCAACGAAUGGGAAACAGAUCGAUCUAGUGGACAGAAAACAUUCCGCGGCACUUGCAAGAUUCAAAGAUUGUUUGCCCUGCCUAGAAAUAAUGCAGCAACAACUGAAACACAAAUGGAUUGGCUCUUUUCAUGAGGAAAUGUAACACAUUGUGGAUAAUGAAGGAAAGACGAUCGAGGUGAGCGAUUUCAAAUUAAGCCUUGUUACGACGAACCAGACAAGAGAACUAUUAUAAACUGUCAAAAUCGGAACCGUUGUUACAAUGGAACAAUUCCGCGUUUCAUCUCUUAUAAUUGCUGACAAAAAUCAUUGAUUUUUUGUUUUUUGAGACAGUUAUUGUAAAGUCGGCAUUUUGACGUGCUAGUUGUACAUUAAAUCAAGCAACUAUGACAAGAUGUUUACAAGCCAGAUCAGACUGUUGCAAUGCAGUUCAAAUUUUGUUCUGUUUAUAUUUUUACACACUGUAACAUGGGCAAGUGAAAAAUAAAGUAACGUUAAGUUCUUAAUUGACUGUAUUUACUGUUUUCCUUUAUUGAAAGUGUUCUUUCAAUGCAUGUUUGUUGAAAUGCAUUGCUUUUGUUUACUUAAGUGACUAAACGGACUAAACCAGCCGUUGGUGGUUCAACUUUGAAGCUUUUUGUGGCGCAAAUCGUUCCUUUGCUUCAGGAAUUUUCAUGAGUUCAAAUAUGCCUAAAAAAGGUGAAGUUUCAUCUUUAAUAGAUAUGAAGUUAUAAAAAAUCAUGUUCUGAUAGUACUAUAAUCCCACUGUAUAGAAGUUAAACGGCUGCUGUCUAAAGUGUAGAUUGUGUGAGAGGGAGUAUCACAACAUUGGCACCUGGUAAAAAAAACAGCCUUGUUAACUGCCACUUAACAAGUUGCAACAGGGUUGUGAUGAAUGAAACCUGUACCAAGGCUGUUAAAGGAAUGCCACAGUGUAAAAACAGCCUUGCUAACUGUGCCAAUUCACGAGCUGUGGCAGGGAUGUCCAUCACAGGGUGGAAACAGGGUUGUAACAUGGCUGUUACAGGGUGUCUACUAAGAAAUUUUGCGUUAAACGUGACAGGGCUGUUCCAAGGCUGCUGCAGUGUAGAAACAGCCUUGCUAACUGUGCCAAAUGACGAGCUGUAACAGGGUUGUUACAGGUUAGUUUUACAACCCUGUUCCAGUGAUGCUACAGAGCUGUUACAGGGUAGAAAUUUUGUUAAGGGGUACCAUGAGUUGCUAUACCAUUUUAAGGAAGUUAAUUUUUAGACAAUUAGGUUGAAUAUUUUUUGCCAAGUCUUCAUUUGAAAUUAUUGUUUGACUCACCAAGCAGCACUGUAUGUCCUGUAAGCACAAAAUGGCCCUAAAGUGUUUUUUUAGGUGACCUUAUUAUUUACUUUGGCUAAGUACUUAUGUUUGGUUGGUUUAACUUCUAUUUUUAAUUAUUUAAAAUAGAAGUUAAACCAACCAAACAUGAAUCUCAUACAAAGUAAAUAAUAAGGUCAACUAAAGUUGAAAUCCUACAAUUGAUACUAAGAAAUCUCUGUGUGAUGUCUAACAUACAUACGUACAUAGGUUUAUUCAAAGCAAAUACAACAUUAAUGUAUACAAAAGAAUGCUGAGAAAAGGGCCGGAGUUUAAGAGGUUGACCCUAUGUAAACAGUGACAGUUCUUUUUCUUGUCCUUCAAGAAAUUGAUGAUGUUCUCAAUCUGGAAACUUAAGGAUAGAAUAAACAUUAUCAUAAACUCUGUAUAUUUUAAAUGUAUAUGGUAACGUUUCUGUGUUCUUCAUGCAAAUGAAGAACUGCUGUUACAAGUUUGGGGGUCUAAAAUUUGAUUGUUUUUGUCUUAAAGGUUACACCUACUCUGAAGACCGAGUUGCAUUGUUCGAGAUGGAAACCUGGUAACUAGCAGAGGACCUGGAACUGCUUUUGAGUUUGGUAUUGAACUUGUACAUGCUGUACGAGGUGAUGAUGGUGAAGCUGAGAAGCUCGCUGGCCCAAUGCUGAUUAAAUAG
Molecule: messenger RNA, 8582 nt
Organism: Porites lobata
Lineage: Eukaryota; Metazoa; Cnidaria; Anthozoa; Scleractinia; Poritidae
Source: the annotation of a GenBank genome assembly